Messenger RNA from Ictidomys tridecemlineatus (thirteen-lined ground squirrel), 2455 nucleotides. The record is from RefSeq and is a predicted model, not a curated record. NCBI's taxonomy places the organism in Eukaryota, Metazoa, Chordata, Mammalia, Rodentia, Sciuridae.
CAAACCAGCUGGACCAGCUCUCCGGGUGCCGCCCUGCAGCCCCCCUCCCACCAGCCCAGUCCCGGCCUCCAGGGCACCUUCAGGCAAGCGGGUAGUGGGUCUCGAACUCAGAGACUGGGAAGUGGGCUUCUGGGCAAGAUGGCCCUGCAGAGCCAGGCCUGGUCUCCGGCCACACCCAUGCCCAUGGCCGAGAGCUCCCUCUAUCGGCAGCGGCUGGAGGUCAUUGCGGAAAAGCGGCGGCUGCAGGAGCAGAUCCGCGCGGCGCGCCGGGAACUGGAGGAGGAGAAACUCCGCGUGGAGCGGCUCAAGAGGAAAUCUCUCCGCGAGCGUUGGCUAAUGGAUGGGGCGGCUGAGGGGCCACAGCAGCCCGAGGAUCCCGGCUCGAAGGACCCCCAGUCGCCGGAAGGCCAGGCUCAGGCACGCAUCAGAAACCUAGAAGACAGCUUGUUCACACUCCAGAGUGAGCUGCAGCUGUUGCAAAGUGCGUCCACAGGUGCCCAGCACAAACCCUUGGGUAGGCUCACCUGGCGCAGACAGAGUCACCGUCCUGUCUCCCAACCCACCAUGGAGGCGGGUCUUGCAGGCCAGUCUGAGCCGGACAAGAGAGCUUCCCUGCCGACUGGACUGGUGGGCGCAUCCCCAGAGGUCCCCUCUGAGCCCCAGGAGGAGGCUGCGGGGGUCCUGCCACCACAGAGGCAGGUCCCUGGGGCCGUGGGGGCCUCCCCAGAAGCCAACGGCCCCUGCCCUGGACCCAGCCCUGGCAGGGAGCAGGAGCGGAGCCUGGGGGCGGCGGCAGCAGAGCGGGGUGUAGUGGAGGCCAAAGGGGUGGGCGUGGUGGAGGUGGUGUGGGAGGGCCUGCGGGCCCCAGGGGACUGUGCCGAGGGGACACCGGGCCUGGAGCUGGAGGCCAGGGUGGAGGAGGUGGUACUGGAAGCCAUUGGGGACAGGCAGGGGGCUGGCAGCCCCGAGCUCCCAGCCUGGGUGAAGGAGGGCAGGGGUGUGGCGGAGAUGGUCUGGGAGGGGCUGGGGGGCACCGAGUCGCAGGCCAGCGGGGAGGUGGGCCCAGAGGCCACACUGAGCAGCUCGCCAGGGCGACUGCAGGGAGAUGCUUCCCGGGAGGGAGAAGGUGCUCCCCCGGGCAGCCCCGAGGCCGAGGGGCAGGGGGGCUCUGGAGGAGAGGAGGGGUCCUUCAUCUGGGUGGAAAGAGCGACUCUCAGUGAGGACUGGGAGGAGCUGCUGAUGGAGGGGCUGGAGGGGCCCGUGGUGACCGAGGAAGGAGGCCAGGAAGCCUGGGAGGGGGGGAGGAGACGAGUAGAGGAAUCCCCGGGGGCGGGAGGUGAGGAAAGUGAGGCAAAGCCAGAGACAGGGAGGGACGCAGCUGUGAAUGCAAGAGAGGGGCCACAGCAGCCAGAGAGAGGAGGUGAGGGAGACGGAGCGGCUGAGGAGCCCUUGGGCACCGAGAUAAAAGACGGUGAAAGACCCUUGAGGGCAGAGGAGGAAAGGGGCCAGGACCAGCCAGAGGCAGAGGAAAGAGCUGAGGACCCGUCUCGAGUGGAGAGAAAAGAAGUCGAGGGGCCUUUGGGGACAGAGAAGGAAAGAGGGGAAGAAAAGCAAGCUACAGAGAAAGAAGCGGAGGAAGCUCUGGGAGUGGAGGGAAAAGGAGGCCAGGAAAUGCCGGGGGCAAGGGAGGCAGAGAGGGAAGGAGGUGAGACAGCCUCAGGGGCAGAGAGGGAAGGAGGUGCAGAGAGGGAAGGAGGUGAGACAGCCUCAGGGGCAGAGAGGGAAGGAGGUGAGGAAGCACCAGAGGCAGAGAGGGAAGGAGGUGAGACAGCCUCAGGGGCAGAGAGGGAGGGAGGUGAGGAAGGACUCGGGGCACAGAAGACUCAGGGGUCUGAGGAAGAGCUGGGCUCAGGAGGGCAGAGAGAGUCUGGGGAAAGGACGGAGUCCCAGGAGGAGGUGAGCGAGGCCGGGGCCACCCUUGGGGUCAAGCAGGAGCCAGUGCCGGGGGAGGAGGAAGCCGCGCAGCUCCGAACCCCUGCGGAGGGCCAGGGGCCCCCAGGGGACGCCGUGCCCCUCCUGAGAGCCAGCCCAGCCCCACAGCAGCCCACCGAGAGGCAGCCUCUGCUCCAGCGGGGGAGGCCCAGAGCCAACCCCAGUGCCCACCCCGCGCCCACCUACGCACCCGCCCGGCAGCCUGAGCCGGCCGCCCGGGCCGAGGGCGAAGAGGCCAGGGGCCCCAAGCAGAAGUCAUGCCAGUGCUGCGCCCUGAUGUGAGCCACGCCCCCGGCUCCGCCCACAGCUACCUCACCUCUGGGCACCCGGCAGGGGGCUCCAGGCACAGCCGGCCCCACCAGACCCGCUGGCCUGCACGUCCACCUUGCCCACUGCCUGUGACCCCGGCUCCCGUCCGUGACAAAGCCUUUAUACUUGAAAAUAAACCCUUAAAGCACUUGGA